ACUACCAGUGUCCAUAUUCGCCUAGCAACGUGCAACGCAUAGGUUAGCUAGUGCACAAAUUAAUUAAUUGGCGAGACCAAAAGACAUGAAAGAAGUGGGACAAUUUUGCCGAGGACAAUUAGGGAAAUUGACAUUCUCUGCAGACUGAGGAUUAACUUAUCAAAUUUUGAAAACAGCAGCAAGUAUUUUAAGAAAAAGACAAAGACUUUGGUGAAUGAGGUUAGGCAUGUUAAUUUUGUUACUUUAGCCGGUGCAAGAAGAACUUGAAUUUUGACAGGAUAAAAGAUGAGUUCCAGAAAUUCUUUGAGUAGCCGGGAUGGAGGAAGGCCCUUCUCAGCCAAUCGUACACAACUACCACCACAAAGGAGGAACGGCCGUCCACAUUAUCCAGAGAUCAAACAGAGGGGUUACUACUCGGAUAUACUGUGUGGUGAUGCUGAUCAGAGACUUGGGAAUGUCUUGAGUGGUGCUGAGACACAGCAAGACACGUUAUGGAACAUAGCCAAAGAAAAACACACUCCUAUGGUGACUUCCUUCAAAGGCCCACAAGGAACAGAACAAGCUACUGCUGAACUUAGUAAACAAGUGUAUGGACCCACCAGUGAGAUAUUGACAAAAUCGGAUUUCCCAGAGAAGUCUUUCCUUCCCAAAGUCCAGCUACCAUACUUUGUAGCCCCAGGCCAGUGCCCACGUAAGAUUGAGAUUGAGCGACGCAAGCGCCAUUAUCAGAACCAGACAUUAGAGGAUCUACUAGCCACGGAGGAAGUUCAGACUGAAGCCCUCAUGCCUAAACAUAUCACAGAGAAGAUCUCUGUCAAGCUGAAUGGCAUGGAUGGGGAUGAAGACCCCGCCCCCUUCCCAACAUUCCUGCCUUUGGAUAUCUUUACGGAUACAGAGUUUGAUUGCCGGACCCCCCAGGAAUGGCUUCAUAUGGGCGUUGAGAAUGGUCACCGCCUCCCGGUACCCGGUAGAGCUCUCUUACCAGCUUGGGAUUCUCCUGAGAAAUUGGACCCCAAGGACCCAAGCCUGGAAUAUGAGUGGUUUGACGUUGGUAUGUUGGACUAUGACAGUGAAACUCAACUCUAUCUGGUGCAGAAGACAGACUUGAACAACAGGAUACUGGAUGAGAAUGGGAAGGUUGUAAUCAACGGAGGCAAGAAUGCUGAUGGUACCCGCACCCUACAACCCAACCAGUACUGGGUACCACGCAUCCAGCUCAUGUUCACAGCAGAGGAUCCUCUCGUCUUUGCCCAAGCCGUAGUCAAUGCCCACCGUGCCCGCAAACGCACAGAAGCCUUGCUGAGAUACAACCUGUACAUAGAUUGUAUGCCCAUGGAAGGGCUCGUGGAACUAGACCCGGAGAGUUUGAAGAGGAUGGUGGAAUGGGCUAAGGGGGCACCUGCCUUGGCAAAAGAUAAGAGUUUGGAUGACUACAUCCACACGUUGGAAAAAGAAGUGAACAUUGAUUUCAGCCGAGCCAUGAAUCGCAUCACCUUUGAUCGGAUUGUCCAGGCCAAACCAGACAUGUUUGCCUUUGUCACCGUCCCGGACCCAGUUGUUGAGACAGUUCCAGAGAGGGGUUUCUAUUCAGAUGUCCCUGAGUACCCAUUUGAUGAGCAGUAUGACAACUUUGCCUUCAACUCCUUGCUUACACGAGAAGAGGCCAUCCUAGCCAUGACUAAAGUCCGGACGGAAUGUAACAAGGUGUCAGGAAUGUCACUGUUCCAUGUUCCGAUGAGCAAACACAUGAGACUGGAGGAGUUUGAGCAGACACAGGGCCAGGCUAGCUCACAGGUUCAGUUAUUCCUGAAGGACAGUUGGAUAGGCACCCUACGUGCAGCCAUUCGGACCAGCCUGCGAGAUGUGGGCAAGGGAUGGUUCAACCUUCAUGAGACCAACUGGGAGGUGUAUCAACGCUCUAAACUCAAGAAGUUCAUGGAGAUGGUCAAAUUCUGUAUGCAGGAUUCCUUGAGGUAUUUGGUGCAAGACUCUUUAGUCAACUUUACUCAGAUGAUCCUGGAUGCAGCCUGUGCAGUCCUGCCUCUCCCUGCUGACUUGGAAUGGGAUAAAGAUCUCAUCAAGGUCAAAUACAGGCCCAAGAAGAACUGCCUAUUUCUGCUGGAUCUGAUGGUAGACAAGGAGGGAUGUCAUUACAGCACCAAUCUCAACAACUUUGAGGCAGCCUUAGUGGGUCUGUUUGACAAGGGAAUCGCUUCCACACAGAAUGUUCCACAACUUGAGAAGUAUGUGCUGGAGGACAUUUUCUGGGCAGACACGCCUCUCCUUGAGUCCGUGGGGGAGCAUGAACCCAGAGUGGAGGAGCUCAGAGACACCAUAAGGGAUGCCAUCCGCAAAGCACUGGUCCCCAUGAAAGCAUACGCUAGAGCUUAUGAGCAGUUCCUGGAACUUAUGAACCUGGACAUCAAUGAGUACAUCAAGGACUAUGACUCUAAGGAGCACACAGCUGCUGAAGUCAAGAAGGAGAUUGAGAGUCAUCUCAUUCAGAAGGAGCUGUUGGAGAACACCAUCCCUAGCACCUACAUCAUCGGUCCCUUCCACAUCAGCACAGAGAGCGUCAGGCAGGGCUUGUCUAAGAAGCGUAAGGCCUUGGCCAAUGCACUGCUGGAACUCCUGGCCCAGAAACUACGCAAACAAGCGGAAGAUGCAUGCGAGGAGUUCAAGUUCAUAGCUCGCAAACUCUACGACCGACCCAACUGCAUUGAAGACUUGGCUGAGCAGAAGGAAUGGAUGACCACCAUCCCUGACAAACUGAAGGAACAUCAAGAACUGAUUGAUAAGGCUAUGACCGACUAUGAACUCAUUGAGGAGUUCUAUUAUAACCUGUCUACGGAUGACUUCAAUCUCAAGUGGAAUGCCAUUGGUUGGCCUCACAAGAUUGAGAUUCAAAUGGAAACCACACUUGCUCAGCUUGAGGAGGACAAUGAACGCUUUGAGAAGAUUCAAGUCACCGAUCAGAAUAACUUCACUGACAAGUUGGAUACUCUGCAGAUGGUAGUUGCUGGUUUCGCUGCCCACACUGACAUCAACAAAGCUCAUGAGGUGGCUAACGAAGUGAGACGUGUCAACAAACAGAUGAAGGAAUGCCAACAGCUAGCUGCUAUGUACAACAACAGAGAGAGGCUGUUUGAGAUGCCUAUCACAAACUAUGACAAACUCAGCAAGUUGGUGAGAGACUUUGAACCCUUCAAGAAUCUAUGGAUCACCACCUCUGAUUGGCUGAAAUGGCAUGAGAGUUGGAUGACUGAUCCACUCACAACCAUUGAUGCUGAGCAGUGUGAGAAACAAGUCAGUGACGCCUUCAAGACUAUGCACAAAUGUGUCAAGAUCUUCAAGGACAUUCCCGGUGUCCAGUUAGUAGCCCAGGAGAUCCGCCGUUGGGUGGAGGAUUUCCGGCCUUACAUCCCACUAAUCCAAGGUCUCCGUAACCCCGGCAUGCGUAGCCGUCAUUGGGAGAUCCUGUCUAAGGAACUAGGUUUCACCGUUGUACCCAAGGCCUCGUUAACCUUCAGCAAGUGUCUGGAGAUGAAGCUGCAGGAUCAUAUUGAGAAGAUCUCCAAGGUGGCUGAGAUUGCUGGCAAGGAAUACUCCAUUGAACAGGCCCUGGACAAGAUGGAAGGUGAAUGGAAGCCAGUUGUCUUUGAGAUCAUGUCUUACAAGGAUACUGGUACCUACAUCAUGAAGGGAUCUGACGAGUGUACACAGUUACUGGAUGAUCAUAUCGUCAUGACACAGAGUAUGUCCUUCUCACCUUACAAGAAACCAUUUGAGGAGCGGAUUAGUACAUGGGAAGGCAAGCUACGCAUGACACAGGAUGUACUCGAUGAGUGGCUCGUGUGUCAAAGGUCAUGGCUGUAUCUGGAACCCAUCUUCAGCUCAGAUGAUAUCAACAGGCAGCUGCCGGUAGAAGGCAAACGGUACCAGACUAUGGACAGAAUGUGGCGUCGUAUCAUGAAGAACGCUAAGGACAAUCCACAGGUUAUCUCCUUGUGUCCUGAUGCCCGCCUCCUUGAGAACCUCAAGGAGUGCAACAAGCUCUUAGAUCAAGUCCAGAAGGGUCUUAGCGAGUAUCUUGAGACCAAGCGGGCUUCCUUCCCUCGAUUCUACUUCCUGUCAGAUGAUGAACUCCUGGAGAUUCUGUCACAGACCAAGGAUCCGACAGCUGUCCAGCCUCAUCUCAGAAAAUGCUUUGAGAACAUUGCUAGGCUGCAAUUUGAAGAUGACCUCCUGAUCACCAAGAUGUUCUCAGCAGAGGGGGAGGUAGUGCCCCUGUCCCAGCCCCUCUAUCCCAAGGGGAACGUGGAAGAUUGGCUGCUGGAGGUAGAACGUGUCAUGAUGGAAAGCAUCAGGAAGAUUCUAGGAGAGUCUCUCAUCAAAUAUCCAGAGACCCCUCGUACUGAGUGGGUUUUACAGUGGCCUGGUCAGGUGGUCAUUGCCGGCUGUCAGACAUUCUGGACCAAGAUGGUAGAGGAGGCAAUCCAAGAAGACAGACUGGUGCCAUUCCUGGAGGUACUCAAGCAACAGAUUGCAGACUUGGUUCAAUUAGUGCGAGGUGAUCUGAGUAAGAUUGGCCGCAUGAUCCUAUCCGCCCUCAUCGUGAUUGAAGUCCACGCCCAGGAUGUGGUAGCCAAGAUGUGUGAGGAGAAAGUGGCCAAUAUCAACGACUUUGAGUGGAUCAGCCAGCUUAGGUAUUACUUUGUGAAUGAUAACAUGUACGUGCGUGCAGUCAACGCUGAAUUCCCCUAUGGUUAUGAGUAUCUGGGUAACUCUGGCCGACUCGUCAUUACUCCAUUGACUGAUCGUUGUUAUCUCACCCUCACCGGUGCCCUGCAUCUCAAGUUUGGUGGGGCGCCAGCUGGACCUGCAGGUACUGGCAAAACUGAAACUACAAAGGAUCUUGGCAAGGCCUUGGCCAUCCAGACAGUGGUCUUCAACUGUUCUGACCAGCUAGACUUCAUGGCCAUGGGUAAAUUCUUGAAGGGUCUAGCCAGCUCCGGUGCCUGGGCAUGCUUUGAUGAGUUCAAUCGCAUCGACAUUGAAGUGUUGUCUGUAGUUGCUCAGCAGAUUAGCACCAUCCAGAAAGCACAACAGCAGAAAGUUGACAGGUUCAUGUUUGAGGGUGUGGAGAUUGCACUCAAGAUCUCCUGUGCUGUCUUCAUCACCAUGAAUCCUGGUUACGCUGGAAGAACAGAACUGCCUGACAACCUGAAGGCUUUGUUCCGUCCGGUAGCCAUGAUGGUACCAGACUACGCCAUGAUUGCUGAGAUCUCUCUCUACUCCUUUGGCUUCAGUGAUGCCAAACUCCUAUCUAAGAAGAUCACUACAACCUUCAAGCUGUCUUCAGAACAGCUCAGCUCACAGGAUCAUUAUGACUUCGGCAUGAGGGCUGUUAAGACAGUUAUCUCAGCUGCUGGGAACUUGAAACGAGAGAAUCCGGAGAUGAGUGAGGAACUGAUUGUACUCCGUGCAAUCCGAGAUGUCAACGUUCCCAAGUUCUUGCAGGAUGAUCUGAAGCUGUUCAAUGGCAUUGUGUCUGAUCUCUUCCCCAAGAUCAAGGAGGAGCCCAUAGACUAUGGCACUCUAGAGCAGUCCAUCCGUACCAUGUGUGGCAAGCUAGGCCUCAAAGAUGUAGAUGGAUUCAUUGGCAAAUGCAUCCAGUUGUAUGAGACUACAGUGGUUAGACACGGCUUGAUGAUUGUUGGACCUGCUGGAUCAGGAAAGACUGUGUGUUAUGAAGUCUUGAAGAGAGCACUAACCUCACUGAAGGGCCAGGAAGCAGUUGGUGGAGGAACCUAUGAGAAUAUUAUCACCUAUGUGCUCAACCCUAAAUCCAUCACUAUGGGUCAGCUGUACGGAGAGUUUGAUCUACUGACUCAUGAAUGGACGGAUGGCAUCCUAUCCUCCUUAAUUCGAAUUGGCUCCUCCUCCAUGGAAUUAGACAAUCGUUGGUACGUCUUUGAUGGACCUGUGGAUGCCGUAUGGAUUGAGAAUAUGAACACUGUGCUGGAUGAUAACAAGAAGUUGUGUCUGAGCAGUGGAGAGAUCAUUAAGCUUACAGAGUACAUGAGGAUGAUCUUUGAGGUAGCUGAUCUAGCUGUAGCUUCCCCAGCUACCGUUAGUCGCUGCGGUAUGGUCUACCUAGAGCCUAGCAUCCUGGGCUUGGAUCCGUUUGUCACCUGCUGGUUGAAGCGCAUCCCAGAGAACAUCUAUCCUUACAAGGAGCAGCUUCAGUCACUCUUUGACCGCUUUCUGAAGGAAUCCAUAGAGUUUAUCCGCAGCAACUGUAAGGAGAUUGUAGCAACCAUGGACAGUAAUCUCACCCUCAGUAUGCUCAAGCUGAUGGACUGCUUCUUCGCUCCGUUCAUCCCUAAAGAGGCUGGUGAUCCACCCAUCUCAGAGGAGCGUCUUGAGCGAGUAGCAGAACUCAUUGAGUCAUGGUUCAUCUUCUCUCUCAUCUGGACUGUUGGAGGGACAGUGGACAUGGACGGACGACGAAAGUUCAGUCAAUUCCUUCGGGAAAAGAUGCAGAAAGAAAAUAUUGCUCUUCCAUUCCCAUCAGACAACUUAGUAUAUGACUACAAACUGGAUGAUGGAGGCAUCAGCAAGCGUCCAUCUAAGGAUGAUGAGGAAGAAGAAGAUGCAGGAAAACACAAGGAGGCAUUACUAAGCUCAGGCUCACAAACAGCAGCAUCCAUUGAGGUGUUUUCAGAGGUACGCUGGUUGGACUGGAUGCAUGGUGUGAGUGAGUGUAAGAUUAGCCAAGAAAUGCGUUACUCUGACAUCAUUGUGCCGACACCGGAUACAGUACGUGGGGCACACCUACUGGAAAUGCUGCUCACAAACAAGAAACGGGUCCUGACUGUAGGAGACACAGGUACAGGCAAGACCCUGACUAUCUCUGACAAACUUCUGAAGAGCAUGCCUAAGGAUUACAUCUCCAACUUCAUCAGUUUCUCAGCUCGGACGAGUGCCAACCAAACCCAGGACCUACUGGACAGCAAACUGGACAAGAGACGUAAAGGUGUAUUUGGCCCUCCUCUUGGCAAGUACAUCAUCUUCUUCAUUGAUGACUUGAAUAUGCCCGGCCUAGAGGUAUACGGAGCCCAGCCCCCUAUUGAGCUGAUCAGACAAUGGAUGGACCAUAAAGGAUGGUACGACAGAAAACAAAUUGGUGCAUUCCGUGAGCUAGUAGACAUCAACUUCGUCUGUGCCAUGGGCCCACCUGGUGGAGGUCGUAACCCAGUCACAUCCAGGUUGAUGAGACACUUCAACUUACUGUCCUUCUGUGAGAUGGAACAUAGCAGCAAGCAUCGGAUCUUUGCUACCAUCCUUGACAGCUGGCUUGCCCAAAUUCCAUCCCUGACAGAGUACUGUGCCAAAGUGGUUGACACCACCAUAGAUGUGUAUGAGACAAUCACCACCCAGCUCCUGCCCACACCAGCCAAGAGUCACUACACAUUCAACCUCAGAGAUCUCUCCAAGAUUUUCCAGGGUAUCCUAAUGGCCACACCCGCCAAGAUACAAGACCUCAACAACCUCCUACGCCUCUGGUACCAUGAGAGCUGUCGUAUCUUCCAGGAUCGUCUAGUCAACAACCAGGAUCGGGAUUGGUUCGAAUCCCUCAUGCGUGAUAAGAUGGCGUCAGUCUUUGGUGCUAAACCUGAGGAGGUGUUGCCUACUAGUAACAUCAUGUAUGGAGACUUCAUGGUGGCUAAUGUGGACAAUAAACAGUAUACCUACAUUGAGGAUGAAACUAAGAUGGUUCAAGUCAUGAAGGAUUACCUGGAAGACUACAAUCAAGUCAACACAGCCCAGAUGAAGCUAGUUCUCUUCAUGGAUGCCGCUAAGCACGUUUGUCGUAUCAGUCGUAUCAUCAGACAGCCACUCGGCAAUGCUUUACUGCUUGGUGUGGGAGGGAGCGGACGACAGAGUCUGACAAGAUUAGCUGCUCACAUGGCUGAGUAUGACCUGUUCCAGAUUGAGUUGUCUAAGAACUACGGCGUGAAUGAGUGGAGAGAAGAUCUCAAGAAAGUAAUGUUGGCUGCUGGUCUGGAGGGAAAACCGACUGUCUUCCUCUUCUGUGAUACACAGAUCAAAGCCGAGUCUUUCCUUGAGGACAUCAACAACAUCUUGAAUUCCGGUGACGUUCCCAACAUCUAUGGUGUUGAUGAGUUAGACACCAUCUAUAACUCCAUGAAGCCUAUUGUGCAGGAUGCUGGUAUGCAGGCUACCAAGACUAACUUAUUCUCUGCCUACACCAAGAGAGUCAAGCAGAACACGCACACUGUACUCUGCAUGAGCCCCAUAGGUGAGAUCUUCCGUGCCCGUUUGCGUCAGUUCCCCUCUCUAGUCAACUGUUGCACCAUAGACUGGUUCAGUGAAUGGCCAGAUGAAGCACUAUGCUCAGUUGCUGAGUAUUUCCUCAAUGAUAUCCCUGACCUGGAUGAAGGGGACGAAGUAAUCCAAGGACUGAUCCAGAUGUGUGUGGUCAUCCACCAGUCAGUAGCAGUCAAGUCAGACCUGUUCCUAGCUGAGCUGUCUCGUCAUAAUUACGUCACCCCUACCAGCUACUUAGAGCUCCUGGGCAUCUUCGCUAAGCUACUGACUCUCAAAAAUAUGGAGUUGAAGACGGCUAAGAAUAGAACCAAGACAGGCCUGGACAAGCUCUUGGCGACUGCAGACGACGUAGCCAAGAUGCAAGCAGAGCUGGAGACAAUGCAGCCUAUGUUGGAGGAGGCAUCCAGAGAGACGGUGGUUACCAUGGAGAAAAUUGCCAAGGAUACUAUUGUGGCCAAUGAAACCAAAGAGAUUGUGCAGAAGGAGGAGCAACAAGCUGUAGCCAAGGCUAAAGAGACUCAGGAGAUUGCAGACAGUGCUCAGCGAGACCUGAAUGAAGCUCUGCCAGCAUUGGAUGCUGCCCUCGCUAGUCUGAAAUCACUCAACAGGAAUGAUGUCGUAGAGGUGCGUGCUAUGCAGCGGCCUCCAGCAGGUGUGCGUAUGACAGUCGAAGCCGUCUGCAUCAUGCGUGGUGUCAAAGCCAAGAAAGUCGCCGGUGACCAACCAGGAAAGAAAGUAGAUGAUUACUGGGAACCUGGCAAGGCCUUACUGCAAGACCCUGGAAAGUUCCUGGAAAGCUUGUUUCAAUAUGACAAGGACAACAUCCCUGAUCCUGUCAUCACUAAGAUCCAACCAUUCAUAGACAACGAGGAGUUCCAGCCAGCAGCUAUUGCCAAGGCAUCUAAGGCUUGUACCUCCAUCUGUCAGUGGGUGCGAGCCAUGCACAAGUACCAUUUUGUGGCCAGGGGAGUUGCCCCAAAAAGAGAACGUUUGCGUAUCGCCACUGAGGACCUAGCAGAGACACAGCGACAGCUCGACGAAGCUAAGGCCAAACUGAGAGAGGUAGAGGAAGGCAUUGCUACCCUACAAGCCAAAUAUGAAGACUGCGUGGCUAAAAAGGAAGAACUAGAGAACAAAUGUGCCCUGUGUGAGGCUAGACUGGGCCGGGCUGAUAAGCUGAUUGGUGGAUUGGCUGAUGAGAAAGGACGAUGGCAGGAAUCCGUCAAUCUGCUAGAAUCUGCGAUCAAGAGCAUCGUAGGGGAUGUGCUGGUGUCGGCUGGAUAUGUGGCCUAUCUGGGGCCAUUCACGGGUGAAUACCGUGCCUCCCUCUCCGAUGAAUGGGUCAAGAAGUUCCCGGAGUGGAACGUACCCCACACCGCUGAGCCUUCCUUCGUCAAUUCCUUUGGUGAUCCAGUCAAGAUUAGAUCCUGGCAGAUUGCUGGUCUACCCAGAGACAACCUGUCUAUUGAGAAUGGUGUUAUUGUGCAGUUCUCUCAACGUUGGCCGCUGUUUAUUGAUCCGCAGGGACAGGCUAACAAGUGGAUUAAGACAUUUGAGAAGGACAACGGCCUUGAUGUAGUGAAGCUGACUGAUCGUGACUUCCUACGUAGCCUGGAGAAUGCCGUACGUUUUGGCAAACCUUGCCUGCUGGAGAAUGUGGCCGAGGAGCUGGACCCAGCAUUGGAACCCAUCUUACUCAAACAGACAUUCAAGCAACAAGGCAGUACUGUCAUCAAGCUAGGAGAUGCUGUCAUCCCUUACCAUGAAGACUUCAAAUUCUACAUCACUACCAAGCUGCCUAAUCCUCACUACACACCAGAAGUCUCUACCAAGGUCACUCUGGUCAAUUUUACCCUCUCACCAAGUGGCCUUGAGGAUCAGUUACUCGCCCGCGUAGUGGCUGAAGAGAGACCAGAUCUUGAGGAGGCUAAGAACCAGCUGAUCGUCAGUAAUGCCAAGAUGAAACAAGAACUCAAAGAGAUUGAGGAUAAGAUCUUGGAGAGACUGAGCUCCUCUGAGGGUAACCCUGUAGAUGAUGUAGACCUCAUCAAGACACUGGAAGCAUCUAAGAUCAAAUCGCAUGAGAUUCAGGCUAAAGUGAUCGUUGCUGAGAAGACAGAGCGUGAGAUUGACGAGACUAGAUCCCAGUACAUCCCAGUGGCUGUCAGGACUCAGCUUCUAUUCUUCUGUACCACAGACUUGGCCAAUGUGGACCCCAUGUACCAGUAUUCCCUGGAAUGGUUCGUCAGGAUCUUCCUGGCCGGGAUAGCCAACUCGGAGAGAGCUGACAACCUUCCUCAGAGGAUUGUCAACAUCAAUGAAUACUUCACCUUCAGUCUGUACAGUAACGUGUGUCGUAGCUUAUUUGAGAAACACAAACUCAUGUUUGCCUUCCUGCUGUGUGUACGCAUUAUGCAGAAUGAUGGAAAGAUCGACAUGGAUGAAUGGCGUUUCUUGUUAUCUGGAGGUACCACUAUCCCCAAGGAGAUACCCAACCCAGCACCCAGCUGGCUGUCUGACAGGGCCUGGAGAGAGAUUCUGUCUCUCGCUGCUCUGCCCAAGUUUGCCAGUUUUGCGGAGUCUUUCUCCAGUCACCUUGAUGGAUUCCAGCACAUCUUUGACAGCGUUGAUCCACACCGUGAGGAUCUCCCUGGGGAAUGGCAGACGGACCUUGAUUCCUUCCAAAAACUCCUGGUCCUUAAGUGCAUCCGAGCUGAUAAAGUCACCAAUGCAAUGCAGGACUUUGUGUCUUCCCAUCUAGGCCAGCGAUUCAUUGAGCCUCAGACAGCAGACUUAGCCGUAGCCUACAAGGAAUCCUCCCCUACCUCUCCUCUAGUCUUUGUCUUGUCUCAAGGAACUGACCCUGCUGCUGAUCUCUACAAGUUUGCUGAGGAGAUGAGAUUCUCUAAGAAGUUAUCCUCCAUCUCCCUAGGGCAGGGACAGGGUCCACGUGCAGAAGCCCUGAUGAGAAGUGCCAUGGACCGAGGCAAAUGGGUCUUCUUCCAAAACUGUCAUCUCUCUCCUAGCUGGAUGCCUUCACUGGAGAGACUCAUUGAAAAUGUCGACCCUGAUAAGGUCCAUCGUGAUUUCCGCCUGUGGCUGACCAGCAUGCCCAGUCCCAAGUUCCCUGUAGCCAUCCUACAGAACAGCUCCAAGAUGACUAUUGAGCCACCACGAGGCAUCAAGGCAAACCUCAUGCAGUCUUACACCAGUCUGAAUGAUGAGUUCCUUAAUUCCUGCACAGGCAAGACCCAUGAGUUCAAGAGCUUGAUGCUGUCCCUGGCUCUCUUCCAUGGCGUGGUGAUUGAGAGACGCAAGUUUGGCCCGCUAGGCUUCAACAUCCCCUACGAGUUCACCACUGGUGACCUGCGUAUCUGCAUCAGUCAGCUGAAGAUGUUCCUGAUGGAGUAUGAAGAGAUUCCAUUCAAGGUGCUGACCUACACAGCAGGUCACAUCAACUACGGCGGUCGCGUGACUGAUGAUCGUGAUCGUCGCUGUCUGAUGAACGUCCUGAACGACUUCUACAACAAGGUUGUCUUGGAGGAAGAGCACAGCUACUCAGCAUCGGGAAUCUACAGACAGAUCCCAACAGCCAUGGACCACAAUGGUUACACGUCGUACAUUAAGAGCCUUCCCAUCAACGACACACCUGAAAUCUUUGGUCUCCAUGACAAUGCCAACAUCACAUUUGCCCAGAACGAGACAUUCUCCACCCUGUCGUGCAUCCUGCUCCUUCAGCCUAAGACUGCUACGGGAGCCGGCCGGUCCCGUGAAGAGGUGAUUGAGGAGACAGCGAAGAGCAUUCUUGAGCGUGUUCCCCAGCCUGUGGAUAUCGCCAUGGUUACCAAGAAACAUCCAGUGAUGUAUGAGGAGUCCAUGAACACUGUGCUGAUUCAAGAAGUUAUCAGAUACAAUCGUCUGUUGAAUGUCAUCCACCGCACGUUGAAGGAACUACUGAAAGCUCUCAAAGGGUUGGUGGUGUUAUCUGAGGAGCUAGAAACCAUGUCCAACAGCAUGUACAUCAACUCUGUGCCUGAACUCUGGGCAGGCAAGGCCUACCCAUCUCUCAAGCCUCUCUCCUCCUGGGUGACUGACCUCGUCGCCAGGAUGCAUUUCCUUCAAGACUGGAUUGAUAACGGCAUCCCCAGCGUCUUCUGGAUCUCGGGCUUCUUCUUCCCUCAAGCUUUCCUGACGGGAACUCUGCAGAACUACGCUCGACGAGCCAUCAUCUCCAUUGAUACCAUUGGCUUUGACUUUGCUGUCAUAAAUGAGCCUGCAGAAAACAUCACCAAACGUCCAGAAACUGGCUGCUUUGUUCGUGGACUGUUUCUAGAGGGCGCCAGAUGGAGCCAUGAGCAGCAUCAAGUGACAGAAUCCAGACCCAAGGAGCUGUACACUGACAUGCCUAUCAUGCAGUUUCUACCAGCAGAGAACCGUACACAACCAGAGGAAGGGAUGUAUGUAUGUCCUGUGUAUAAGACACUCACAAGAGCAGGUGCCUUGUCCACAACCGGUCAUUCCACCAACUACGUGUUACCAGUGGAGAUUCCCUCUGACAAACCCCAGUUCCAUUGGAUCAAGCGAGGUGUUGCACUCAUCUGUGCAUUGGACUACUAAGAUGUACACAGCUACAGGAUCAUCAACUACGUGUUGCAUAACAUAUCAGAAAUCACUAACUACAUAGCCUUAUUAUUGUUGUGGUAGUUAUUGUGUGAAGAUUUGUAUCAUCAGCUUUGUAUUAAAUUUAGAUACAUGUAAUGGUAUUGACACACACAUUGGCAGAAUUGCAGUCAUGCAUGUCAGAGAAUCUGCAUUUUUAUACAUUCAUUUUCCAAGUUGAAUCCGUCCAUACAAUACAUUCUGCUGUUUAAAUACACGCGAGUCCAACUCUCAUGGUCGUUUGUUUUGAAAACAAUUUUCAUUGCGCUUCUAACUGGUUUUUUAAUAGUGCUGUUGAAGUUUGUAUAUGUUUAGCUAAUUAAAGGUAAUGUACAUUUAUUAAUGGACAAAUUAAUUACUUCCAGUUUGAUGUGUUUCCACGUGAUCUGCAAUUGCGUUUUGCAAGCACCUUCAUUGAUGUAUUCCAGUAAACAUUCCGUCCCAUUCAUAUAUUUUAUACAAGUCUACACCAAAAAACUUUUGUAAAUACAGAGAUCAUUAAGCUUUGAAGUUUUUUUAAGAGAUUAUUUGUUCCAUUUUUAAUAUUUUGUGUGGGAAUGCUUAAAACUACAAGACAAGAGUGAAUGACAACACAACUUCAAAUGUUGAAUGCUUUCUAUAUAUAUUUUAUUUACUUCAAGAUUGUCAUGCAUAUAUUGUGGUGCCUUGUUCCGUCCAGAAAACAAUUUAAGGUUUCAAACAUGAUCCUGCCAUGCUAAAAGUGUUGUCCUUCCAAUCAAAACAACUUAAGCAAGGUUUGCCGACUUGUAUAUUCAAAAUUGGGAAAAUUUGUAUGGAAUUUAAGGAAUAACUUCUCAAAGCAAUUUAUAGCAUUACAUUCGUUGAAUUCCUGUUUAUGAAUUUGGAAAACAAAGUUUUAAGAUUUCCUACAGUUUUCUGUAGUACUGCUUAAAUAUUUAAGUAAUACAUAACUUGUGUAUAUAAGCCUUCAGAUUUAUAUUUGAUUGAAAUAAACUUUAUUUUGCUUGAGUAACCAUAA
Messenger RNA from Patiria miniata (bat star), 14014 nucleotides. Its product is annotated as dynein heavy chain 1, axonemal-like. NCBI's taxonomy places the organism in Eukaryota, Metazoa, Echinodermata, Asteroidea, Valvatida, Asterinidae. Bases 286 to 12972 code for a protein of 4228 amino acids. Gene Ontology annotation, biological process: microtubule-based movement. The record is from RefSeq and is a predicted model, not a curated record. The transcript is spliced from 73 exons. Gene Ontology annotation, cellular component: dynein complex. Gene Ontology annotation, molecular function: dynein intermediate chain binding; dynein light intermediate chain binding; ATP binding.